AUGGCCUGCCAGAUGCCACGACGUAUGCGCCUGACCGCCAGGCUCCUGUCAGCGUCUCCCGUGGAGCUGGUCGUCGAGCCCAGCGUCAAAGUGGCGACUCUGAAGCUCCUCAUCGAGGAAGCCGCCCAGUUGCCUCCGUGCCGCGUGGUGCGUUGCCUCGUUUGGGGGGUCGCGGAGCUCCCAGAGGAGGCGUCGCUCCAGGAGCUGGGUUUUGAUGGCAGUGACGAGCUCCUGGCGCUGGUUUCGGAUGUGUUGGUCGGAGACUUUGAGUUCUGCAUCCCGGUAUACUCGGGCUGUCCAUGUUGCGGCUUCAACUUCGAGAUCCAGAGCGUGCAGUUCUGUGCAGACGGCACUGCUCUGAUUCAAGCAGAGCCUUGGGAGGGCACGCGGAGGUUCCUCUACAAGCUUGGUGAGUUGAGGGGCGCAGAGAGGGAGCUGGAAUUUGAGGAGGCGGCUGACGUGACUCCGCCGGCGGUCUACGCUGGUACUUUGUACGUCAGCACCACGGAUCCCAUGUACCGCCGGGUAAAGAUUCCUGAGCUGGGCAUCGAUGUGGAGGACGUGCAAUACUUGAAGCAGCAAGAUCGCACCGCCCUGCAGCAGAAGCUCGAGUUCUUCUUCAGCCAUCCCCACUUCAAUCACUCCCGUGACUGGGUCAUGCAGAAUGUCUGCAACCCUUCCGCCGUCACCACCUACGACGCGGAGAUCCUGGAGGCCUUCUGGUGGAGUUGGCCACGGGAGAAGCAGAACCAGGAGGCGGAGGAGCUCGCCGAAACCUACGAUGCCAUCCACCCCAAGAAGAUCCGAAAGCAAAAGAUCCCAGAACAGAAGAAGCCGCGGAGGAGGGUGCGUGGUCAUAGGCCGAGGCCUCGAGAUUGA
Molecule: messenger RNA, 879 nt
Organism: Symbiodinium natans
Lineage: Eukaryota; Dinophyceae; Suessiales; Symbiodiniaceae
Source: the annotation of a GenBank genome assembly